GAAAAGAAAAAGAAGAGACUCCCAACCAUUUUUUUCCGGGGUCCGACUACAAGGUAAAUAUCUCUUAGGAAGAGAAGCUACUGUAAAGCUCCGAAGAUGAACCCCCAAAUCUAGCUACUACAUUGUCGCAUCUUUGCUUUUGUUUUAUAAAAGUUGAUGAUUUUGUACUGAACUCAAGACGGAAAACAAGUAUUAAUGGAUCGAGCGCGAACUGCAAGUCCGAGGCAGUUAAGGAAGUGGAGCAGCGAAUCCGGUGCUCCCACUCUUACUGCCGGCUCUUCAUCUCCAAGACAUGCCCGCUCUUCCUCUAUCUCCGGAAUGUCCAACAUUAAGCGCACUCAGAAUGUUGCGGCCAAAGCUGCUGCCCAGCGCCUCGCUCAAGUUAUGGCCUCUCAAGCAGCCACUGGCAAUGAUGACGAUGACGAUGACCAUGAUGAUCUUGGAUUCCGAUUUGCUGCUCCUUCACCUCCCUCUUUUUCCAGGUCCAACGUCAGAACUGCUCCCAAUAGCACUAGUGAUAGCAAUGCUAUUCAGUGCGCUAAGGUCAAUUCCACAUCAUCUUCGCCUGCUCUAGCUAGGAAUGUUGUUGAGGAAUCGCUGUCUCUUCGUUCGACAUCAGCAGGAAGACCAACUAUCCCAUCUCGUCCUCCACCAUCAAUACCAACUACCCGACAGUCUGUGAAGACUCCUUCACCUAUACCACCAAUCGAUCCUCCAACCAACAAGCUGAGAGAGAAAAGAUUCUCUCCAGAUUUAAGACAAGUUAACUUGAAAGAUACAGGAGAUCAUCGUGCCGCUUCUGCGCUUCGUGAUGAACUUGAUAUGCUACAAGAAGAAAAUGAAAAUCUUCUUGGAAAGCUUAGAGUUGCCGAAACGAGCUACGAGGAAGCAGAAGCUAGAGUGAAGGAGCUUGAGAAACAGGUUGCAGCACUUGGAGAAGGAGUAUCUUUAGAAGCAAAGUUGUUAAGCAGGAAGGAAGCCUCUUUGCGCCAAAGGGAGGCUGCACUGAAAGAUGCUAAACAAGCAAAGAAUGGGAUAGAUGUGGAACUUGCAAGCCUCCAUUCUAGUGUUCAGAAAGCAAAAGAUGAAGCAGCUGCUGCUGUAGAUCAACUUCAGGGGACUGAAUCUGAGGUUAAAGCUCUACGCUCUAUGACACAAAGGAUGAUUUUAACCCAGAAUGAGAUGGAAGAUGUUGUUCUUAAACGAUGCUGGCUUGCACGUUAUUGGGGUUUAGCAACUCAGUUUGGCAUUUGUGCAGAUAUUGCUGCUUCAAAACACGAGUACUGGUCAUCCUUCGCACCACUUCCUUUUGAAUUGGUUAUCUCUGCUGGCCAAAAGGCAAAGGAAGAAUGUUUGGAAAAAGGUGAUGACAAUCCAGAGAGGGGAAAGCUUGUUCAGGAUUUGAAUGAUCUCACUGGAGAAGGAAAUAUAGAAAGCAUGCUUUCUGUUGAAAUGGGCUUGAAUGAACUUGUUUCUUUGAAGGUUGAGGAUGCCAUAGUGCUUGCACUGGCUCAACAACGGCGUCCAAACUCUGCUCGAACAUCAGUUUCAGACAUCAAAUUACCAAGUGAUCCGAAGUAUAUGGAGGCAUUUGAACUCAGCCCCGAGGAGUCUGAGGACGUUCUUUUCAAGGAGGCAUGGCUAACUUACUUUUGGAGGAGAGCCAAAGCCCAUGGUAUACAGGAAGAAAAAGCCAAUAGAAGGCUUCAAUUUUGGAGUAGUCGCAGUGGGCACUCACCAACUUCUCAUGAUGCUGUUGAUGUUGAGCAAGGUCUGAUGGAGCUGAGGAAAUUGGCCAUUGAACAAAAACUAUGGGAAUCAUCUCGGAGAUAAUUUGGGCAUUGGUUGAGAUUCUUCCGUUACUGGAGAGAAGUCUUCCCUGCAGUCUAAUAUUACUGCUUGCAAUCUAUUUUACUCGCUGCAUUCAAGCGUCUCACUCUCCCUUUUUCUACUCACUGUAGUAUUCUUCUCAAGAUUCAUGUAAUACAAGGUUCCGAUCUUAUUCUGCUUAGGUCCAACAGGAAGGGAGGGUUCCCAGUUAAGGUUACACGGAUUUUUAUUUAGUACAAAUAUGAGUAUCUUAAAGAUGACCAUACGUAAAUAGUUAAGCAAACUGUAUUUAGAAGCAUAGCCAAAUUCUCCCUUCUAAAUACAGUUUAUUGUAUUAACCUUUUAGUAGUAAUUACUGGUUCCAAUUAA
This is a messenger RNA of Solanum dulcamara, 2199 nucleotides long. Its product is annotated as coiled-coil domain-containing protein SCD2. The coding region runs from base 196 to 1833 and encodes 545 amino acids. The record is from RefSeq and is a predicted model, not a curated record. The transcript has 17 exons. NCBI's taxonomy places the organism in Eukaryota, Viridiplantae, Streptophyta, Magnoliopsida, Solanales, Solanaceae. Gene Ontology annotation, biological process: cytokinesis by cell plate formation.